AUGGGUCAGGCAUUUCGUCGAGCAACUGGAAGGAUCGUGAACUCGGCAGUUGAUACGACGCCCUCUGCGUCGUCGAAGAUCAAGAAGCCCAUAUUCCAGAACCCACCGGCGGUGCCCGUUGACAAAGUUCCCAGGAAUGACGUUGAUUCUGAGGAUGCAGCUAGAGGGAAUGCAGAAAAUGUUCUUGAAGAACGGGAUCCGGGAUAUGAUGCUAUGCUUAGUCAAAUGGUGGGAAGAAUUCAAUCAAAGCCUGGAGGAAAGCUUGAGAUGGGUGAGGCGUCUUUGGUGGAGAAGUACAAAAGGCCUUUGCCAAAACUAAGGAAUACCACACAGGAUUCUAGCAGAUACGAGGGAAGGCCUGCUCCUCUUGGAACCCUAAAUGUGGCUCAAAUACGUCAAAUCAUCCUGCUGUAUCAAGGCAAAGCUGACGACCAUGAUGGUCCUAUGGAUAUUCCUCAAAUUGCCAAGAGGUUCAAUGUCGAUGCUGUACAAGUUCAAAGGAUCGUCCAGUUUACAGCACUGCCUCCUGAGGACAGUAGUAAAAGGAAAGACAACCAAUGA
Fraxinus pennsylvanica is the source of this 561-nucleotide messenger RNA. The record is from the annotation of a GenBank genome assembly. NCBI's taxonomy places the organism in Eukaryota, Viridiplantae, Streptophyta, Magnoliopsida, Lamiales, Oleaceae.